Molecule: messenger RNA, 543 nt
Organism: Fonsecaea monophora
Lineage: Eukaryota; Fungi; Ascomycota; Eurotiomycetes; Chaetothyriales; Herpotrichiellaceae
Exons: 3
Coding region: 1-543 (180 amino acids)
Biological process (GO): endoplasmic reticulum to Golgi vesicle-mediated transport; protein retention in ER lumen
Cellular component (GO): endoplasmic reticulum; cis-Golgi network; membrane
Molecular function (GO): ER lumen protein retrieval receptor activity
Source: RefSeq, a predicted model, not a curated record
AUGAAGGUCUCGAACUCAUGUUCAGGAAUCUCGUUCAAAACUCAAGCGCUAUACUUUCUCGUCUACGUGACGAGGUAUCUUGACCUCUUCUGGACCUUCACCGACAGUGCAUGGAACACCAUCUUCAAGCUAAUCUUCCUCUCAUCCUCCCUCUAUACCCUCUACGUAAUGUUAAACGACUACAAACCGACCCACGAUCCGAAUCUGGACACGUUCCGCGUCUCGUACCUCACCGGAGGCUCGGCCGUUCUCGCUUUGCUGUUCCCCUACCGCUACACCAUCCCCGAAGUGCUGUGGGCAUUCUCUAUCUGGCUCGAAAGCGUCGCUAUCCUGCCCCAGCUGUUCAUGCUUCAAAGGACGGGCGAGGCCGAGACAAUUACCACACACUAUCUAUUUGCGCUGGGGAUAUACCGUGCUCUGUACAUUCCGAACUGGAUCUAUCGGUGGUUCGCAGAGGGGCAUUUUGAUCCGAUUGCUGUGGUCGCCGGUGUGAUUCAGACUAUCCUGUAUUCCGACUUUUUCUGGGUUUACUAUACCAAGUGA